Oncorhynchus masou masou (cherry salmon) is the source of this 8146-nucleotide messenger RNA. RefSeq names its product kelch domain-containing protein 3-like. Lineage: Eukaryota; Metazoa; Chordata; Actinopteri; Salmoniformes; Salmonidae. Gene Ontology annotation, molecular function: protein binding; chromatin binding. The transcript has 12 exons. Gene Ontology annotation, cellular component: cytoplasm. The record is from RefSeq and is a predicted model, not a curated record. The coding region runs from base 265 to 1413 and encodes 382 amino acids.
CCUGGUUUCCAAGGUAAUGUUGGUUACGAAUAACGGUCGCAAAUACAUGUUCGUGUUAACUCAGAGUGACACCUUUGGGAGUAUCAGAGAGUGACAGGGGUUUCAGCAGGAUCAGGCAGCCAGGGAAGACCAGUCUGACAGGUAGUGUCUGAGGGUGGAUGAGGUGGCAGCAGAACACAGGGUGAUGGUGUAGCACCGGGUGACGGGCUGCCAGGGUGAGGAGGACAGGUGCGGUGCUAGCUGAGUGGAGGAGCGUGGUGCGGGAUGUGGCGCUGGACGACCCACCUGGACGGAGGACCGCGGAGGGUGAACCAUGCUGCCGUCUCCAUGGGACACAAGGUGUACUCUUUCGGAGGGUACUGCUCUGGAGACGACUAUGAGACGCUGAGACAGAUAGAUGUACAUGUCUUCAACACAGUUUCUCUGCGGUGGAUGAAGUUGCCUCCAGUGAGAACAGGUGGUAGGGAACAUGCCAGGGAUGUCCCCUACAUGCGUUACGGUCACACAGCCGUGCUGCUGGACGAUACCAUCUACAUCUGGGGGGGUCGUAACGACACGGAGGGGGCCUGCAACGUCCUCUAUGCCUUCCAUGUCAACAACCACCGGUGGUUCACCCCUAAGAUAUCUGGGACAGUUCCGGGAGCGAGAGAUGGCCACUCAGCCUGCAUCCUGGGGAAGGCCAUGUACAUCUUUGGAGGGUAUGAGCAGCUGGCUGACUGCUUCUCUAAUGACAUUCACAAGCUGGACACUACCACCAUGGCCUGGUCACUAGUCAACGCAAGGGGUACUCCAGCUCGUUGGAGGGACUUCCACUCUGCCACCAUCAUUGGCACUAAGAUGUUUGUGUUUGGAGGCAGAGCAGAUCGCUUCGGUCCGUUCCACUCUAGUAAUGAGAUCUACUGCAACAAGAUAAAGGUGUUUGAUACAGAGACCAACAGCUGGCUGAACACUGCUACUGCUCAGCUCCCACCAGAGGGACGACGUAGCCACUCAGCCUUUUCCUACAACGGGGAGCUGUAUAUAUUUGGGGGCUAUAACGCUCGUCUGGACCGACACUUCAAUGACCUCUGGAAGUUCAACCCAGAGGCGUUCUCAUGGAAGAAGGUGGAGCCGCAGGGUAAAGGUCCGUGCCCCAGGAGGAGACAGUGCUGCUGCUUGGUGGGAGAUCGGAUCAUCCUGUUUGGAGGAACCAGCCCAUGUCCAGAGCAGGGGAUGGGAGAUGAGUUUAACCUCAUGGAUCAUUCAGACAUCUACAUACUAGACUUCAGUCCUAAUCUGAAGACGUUAUGCAAGCUUGCUGUUAUUAACUACAGUCUGGACCAGCAGGGACUACCACACGACAUCAGGUGGGAGCUGAACGCCAUGACGACCAACAGUAACAUCAGUAGACCCAUCUUCUCCUCUCACGGCUAAUCUGGACUGGUACCCUCCCCAGUACCAGAACACCAUGGCUGAACUGAUGCAGAGAUACCACAGUAUCUGAACACCAGGGCUGAACUGACCCAGAGAUACCACAGUAUCUGAACACCAGGGCUGAACUGACCCAGAGAUACCACAGUACCAGAACACCAGGGCUGAACUGACCCAGACAUACCACAGUAUCUGAACUCUACUGUCUGGACUGAUUCCACCAGAACCCUACUGUCUGGACUGAUUCCACCAGAACCCUACUGUCUGGACUGACUCCACCAGAACCCUACUGUCUGGACUGAUUCCACCAGAACCCUACUGUCUGGACUGACUCCACCAGAACCCUACUGUCUGGACUGACUCCACCAGAACCCUACUGUCUGGACUGACUCCACCAAAACCCUACUGUCUGGACUGAUUCCACCAGAACCCUACUGUCUGGACUGACUCCACCAGAACCCUACUGUCUGGACUGAUUCCACCAGAACCCUACUGUCUGGACUGAUUCCACCAGAACCCUACUGUCUGGACUGACUCCACCAGAACCCUACUGUCUGGACUGACUCCACCAGAACCCUACUGUCUGGACUGAUUACACCAGAAUCCUACUGUCUGGACUGAUUCCACCAAAACCCUACUGUCUCUUGCUGUUGGCUAAGUAAAAUCAUUGAUCUCCCAGUUCACCAGAUCUUCUCUAUUUUAGCCCCUGGACACUGACAGGAGGGGUUCUAUUGGUGCUGAAUGCUGUUUUAGUAUCUGGGUUUGUGUUGCUCUAAUACUCACAACUCAAUGAGAAUCACUUUGAUUGUUAACUAGUGUUACAAUGAGCAGAACAUAUUCUCCCUGAUUGUUUUACCAGUAUUAUAAUGAGCAGAACAUAUUCUCCCUGAUUGUUUUACCAGUAUUAUAAUGAGCAGAACAUAUUCUCCCUGAUUGUUUUACCAGUAUUAUAAUGAGCAGAACAUAUUCUCCCUGAUUGUUUUACCAGUAUUAUAAUGAGCAGAACAUAUUCUCCCUGAUUGUUUUACCAUUAUUAUAAUGAGCAGAACAUAUUCUCCCUGAUUGUUUUACCAGUAUUAUAAUGAGCAGAGCAUAUUCUUCACUCAACACUGAUAUUGUUUUUUAAUUGCAAUGAUAAUGCUGCCAUGUUCUUGUUUUCUCUGGUCCGUUCUCUUCUUUCUGACUGAUCAGAUCAGUCUGUAGUGAUUAUCAUGUUUUUAAAGGAGAAAUCCGCCAUUAGAAAAUCAUCUACAGUGGGGCCAAAAAAUAUUUAGUCAGCCACCAAUUGUGCAAGUUCUCCCACUUAAAAAGAUGAGAGAGGCCUGUAAUUUUCAUCAUAGGUACACUUCAACUAUGACAGACAAAAUGCGGGAAAAAAAUCCAGAAAAUCAUCUUUAAUGAAUUUAUUUGCAAAUUAUGGUGAAAAAUAAGUAUUUGGUCAAUAACAAAAAUGUAUCUCAAUACUUUAUGUACCCUUUGUUGGCAAUGACAGAGGUCAAAGUUUUCUGUAAGUCUUCACAAGGUUUUCACACACUGUUGCUGGUAUUUUGGCCCACUCCUCCAUGCAGAUAUCCUCUAGAGCAGUGAUGUUUUGGGGCUGUUGCUGGGCAACACGGACUUUCAACUCCCUCCAAAGAUUUUCUAUGGGGUUGAGAUCUGGAGACUGGCUAGGCCACUCCAGGACCUUGAAAUGCUUCUUACGAAGCCACUCCUUCAUUGCCCGGGCGGUGUGUUUGGGAUCAUUGUCAUGCUGAAAGACCCAGCCACGCUUCAUCUUCAAUGCCCUUGCUGAUGGAAGGUUUUCACUCAAAAUCUCACGAUACAUGGCAUUCAUUCUUUCCUUUACACGGAUCAGUCGUCCUUGUCCCGUUGCAGAAAAACAGCCCCAAAGCAUGAUGUUUACACACCCAUGCUUCACAGUAGGUAUGGUGUUCUUUGGCUGGUUCUAUUUUGGUUUCAUCUGACCAUAUGCCAUUCUCCCAAUCUUCUUCUGGAUUAUCCAAAUGCUCUCUAGCAAACUUCAGACGAGCUGGACAUGUACUGGCUUAAGCAGGGGGACACGUCUGGCACUGCAGGAUUUGAGUCCCUGGCGGUGUAGUGUGUUACUGAUGGUUGGCUUUGUUACUUUGGUCCCAGCUCUCUGUAGGUCAUUCACUAGGUCCCCCCGUGUGGUUCUGGGAUUUUUGCUCACCGCUCUUGUGGUCAUUUUGACCCCACGGGGUGAGAUCUUGCGUGGAGCCCCAGAUCGAGGGAGAUUAUCAGUGGUCUUGUAUGUCUUCCAUUUCCUAAUAAUUGCUCCCACAGUUGAUUUCUUCAAACCAAGCUGCUUACCUAUUGCAGAUUCAGUCUUCCCAGCCUGGUGCAGGUCUACAAUUUUGUUUCUGGUGUCCUUUGACAGCUCUUUGGUCUUGGCCAUAGUGGAGUUUGGAGUGUGACUGUUUGAGGUUGUGGACAGGUGUCUUUUAUACUGAUAACAAGUUCAAACAGGUGCCAUUAAUACAGGUAACGAGUGGACAGAGGAGCCUCUUAAAGAAGAAGUUACAGGUCUGUGAGAGCCAGAAAUCUUGCUUGUUUGUAGGUGACCAAAUACUUAUUUUCCACCAUAAUUUGCAAAUAAAUUAAUUAAAAAUCCUACAAUGUGAUUUUCUGGAUUUUUUUUCUCAUUUUGUCUGUCAUAGUUGAAGUGUACCUAUGAUGAAAAUUACAGGCCUCGCUCAUCUUUUUAAGUGGGAGAACUUGCACAAUUGGUGGCUGACUAAAUACGUUUUUGCCCCACUGUAAGUGGUUACACAGCUCACAUUGGGAAAGUUCCGUUAUUCAUCAGGAGUUCUGUCAUCUCUUCUCUCUGUGGAACAAUUGGACGCCACAAAAAUGUCUUCUACCUGACAGAAUGCCUCCAACUAACCCCCAUAGUUUACUGAGAUGAUCAUCCCAACCCCCAUAGUUUACUGAGAUGAUCCCAACCCCCAUAGUUUACUGAGAUGAUCCCAACCCCCAUAGUUUACUGAGAUGAUCCCAACCCCCAUAGUUUACUGAGAUGAUCCCAACCCCCAUAGUUUACUGAGAUGAUCCCAACCCCCAUAGUUUACUGAGAUGAUCCCAACCACCUAGAACAAGUUAACAAAGAUUAUAUCCAUCUCCUGGUUAGUCAUUUAUACAAAAAUACCAGUUACCUUGCUUGUCUUGCUCUGAUUUUACCUAUACUGGCACAGCAGAGUGUAUAGCUUACCUAUACUGGCACAGCAGAGUAUACAGCUUACCUAUACUGGCACAGCAGAGUAUACAGCUUACCUAUACUGGCACAGCAGAGUGUACAGCUUACCUAUACUGGCACAGCAGAGUAUACAGCUUACCUAUCCUGGCACAGCAGAGUAUACAGCUUACCUAUCCUGGCACAGCAGAGUGUAUAGCUUACCUAUACUGGCACAGCAGAGUGUAUAGCUUACCUAUACUGGCACAGCAGAGUAUACAGCUUACCUAUCCUGGCACAGCAGAGUAUACAGCUUACCUAUACUGGCACAGCAGAGUGUAUAGCUUACCUAUACUGGCACAGCAGAGUAUACAGCUUACCUAUCCUGGCACAGCAGAGUGUAUAGCUUACCUAUCCUGGCACAGCAGAGUGUAUAGCUUACCUAUACUGGCACAGCAGAGUAUACAGCUUACCUAUCCUGGCACAGCAGAGUGUACAGCUUACCUAUACUGGCACAGCAGAGUGUACAGCUUACCUAUACUGGCACAGCAGAGUAUACAGCUUACCUAUACCGGUCACAGCAGAGUAUACAGCUUACCUAUACUGGCACAGCAGAGUAUACAGCUUACCUAUACUGGCACAGCAGAGUAUACAGCUUACCUAUACCGGUCACAGCAGAGUAUACAGCUUACCUAUACUGGCACAGCAGAGUAUACAGCUUACCUAUACUGGCACAGCAGAGUAUACAGCUUACCUAUACCGGUCACAGCAGAGUAUACAGCUUACCUAUACUGGCACAGCAGAGUAUACAGCUUACCUAUACUGGCACAGCAGAGUAUACAGCUUACCUAUACCGCUCCCGUAACCUAGCCAACCGUGAGCAGCUGAUGCCAGCUAGAUGGCUGUGUCCUGUCUGUCUAAUGUACAGUCUACCGGUUCUGUACCCUGUCGGUACAUUCUGAAAGUAUUCAGACCCCUUGACUUUUUUCACAUUUUGCUACGUUGCAGCCUUAUUCUAAAAUGGAUUACAUUGUUGUUUUUUGCCUCAUCAAUCUUCACACAGUACCCCAUUAUGGCAUCACAGUACCCCAUUAUGGCAUCACAGUACCCCAUAAUGACAUCACAAUACCUCAUAAUGACAUCACAAUACUGCAUAAUGGUGAAGCAAAAUAAAACACAUUUACCUAAGUAUUCAGACCCUUUACUCAGUACUUUGUUGAAGCACCUUUGGCAGCGAUUACAGCAUCAACUCUUCUUGGGUAUGAUGCUACAAGCUUGGCACACCUCUAUUUGGGGAUCUGCAGACCCUCUCAAGCUCUGUCAGGUUGGAUGGUGAGUGUCGCUGCACAGCUAUUUUCAGGUCUCUCCAGAGAUUUGAUCAGGUUCAAGUCCAGGCUCUGGCUGGGCCACUCAGGGACAUUCAAAGACUUGUCUCGUAGCCACUCCUGCAUUGUCUUGGCUGUGUGGCUAGGGUUUUUGUCCUGGUAGAAGGUGAACCUUUGCCCCAGUCUGAGGUCCUGAGCGCUCUGGAGCCGGGUUUCAUCAAGGAUCUCUCCAUAGUUUACUCCGUUCAUCUUCACCUCGAUCCUGACUAGUCUCCCAGUCCCUGCCGCUGUAAAACCUCCCCACAGCAUGAUGCUGCCACCACCAUAAGGAUUGUGCCAGUUUUCCUUCAGACGUGACGCUUGGCAUUCACGCCAAAAAGUUCAAUCCUGUUCAACCCUGGUUUCAUCACACCUGUCUUUUGGCAAACUCCAAGCGGGCUGUCAUGUGCCUUUUACUGAGGAGUGGCUUCCAUCUGGCCACUCUACCAUAAAGACCUGAUUGAUGAAGUGUUGCAGAGAUGGUUGUCCUUCUGGAAGGUUCUCCCAUCUCCACAGAGGAACUCUGGAGCUCUGUCAAAGUGACCAUCAGGUUCUUGGUCACAUCCCUGACCAAGACCCUUCUUCCCUGAUUGCUCAGUUUGCCCAGGCGGCCAGCUCUAGGAAGAGUCUUGGUGGUUCCAAACUUUUUCCAUUUAAGAAUGUUGGAGGCCACUGUGUUCUUUGACCUUUUUUUUGGUACCCUUCUCCAGAUCUGUGCCUCGACACAAUCCUGUCUCAAAGCUCUACAGACAAUUACUUCGACCUCAUGGCUUGGUUUUUGCGCUGACUUGCAUUGUCAACUGUGGGACCUUAUAUAUGCCUUUCCAAAUCAUGUCCAAUCAAUUGAAUUUACCACAGGUGAACUCCAAUCAAGUUGUACAAACAUCUCAAAGAUGAUCAAUGGAAACAGGAUGAACCUGAGCUCAAUUUCAAGUCUCAUAGCAAAGGGUCUGAAUACUUUUGUAAAUAAGAUAUUUCUGCAAACAUUUCAGGAUUUUUAUUUAAUCAAUUUUAGAAUAAGGCUGCAACAUAACAAAAUGUGGAAUAAGUCAAGGGGUCUGAAUACUUUCAGAAUGCCCUGUAUAUUAAUAUGGGCUAUGUUCAGCCCUUUAUUGUGUAGCUUAUCAGAGAUAGAUAUAAUAUGGAAAAGAGCAAACAAAGCAAGAUAAAAAUAUAUAAAUUCAGCUGUCCAUUAAUCAGUUGGUGUGUGUCCCGUGGGGUUGAGGCUACGAACCCAUAGGCUUGGCUCUCUCAUACCUUCUGGGAGGGAGGGAGGACAAUGAGCCUGUCAUAGUGGAUGUCCCCAUGUGCUCUGGCAGCUUUCAUGGCUGUGAUCAGUUCUUUCCUCUUCUGGCAAACAGCUUCAGGAUAGUCCUCGUUGAGGAAGAUAUACGUCCCUCUCAUGUUCUUGGCUCUUUCCAGAACAGCUACCUUGUCCUUGAACCUCAGGAACUUGACCACUAUCAGACUGGGUCUGUAACCUGGGCAGGCGGUGGGUUUUCUAGUCCUGUGAACGUGCUCCACCUGAAUCUUCCUGUGGUCCAUCUUCAAUUUCUCAGAGAUCAUUUCCCUCACUUUGUCCUCAGACUCCGUCCAGGUCUCAUGUGGAGAUUCUACAAUUCUGUCCACAACCAUGUUGUUUCCGCCUUAUCCGUCAUUGUUAUCAUGGAUUCACACACAUAACUCAUGUCCUCAAUGACUUACAGGUUGCUUUCAUCUUGCUCUUGUCCUGUUUCAACUCAUCGAGCUGACCCUGGGGGAACUGCAGACUGGUCUUCAGGUCGUCCAAUCUUUUGUUAGUUGAAUCCACCAGUAUUUUGACAAAACACUUGAAGCUGUGUCAGUGUGUUGUGACAACUGCACAUUUUAGAGUGGCCUUUUAUUGUCCCCAGCACAAUGGGCACCUUUGUAAUGAUCAUGCUGUUUAAUCAGCUUCUUGAUAUGCCACACCUGUCAGGUGGAUGGAUUAUCUUGACAAAGGAGAAAUGCUCACUAACAGGGAUGUAAACACAUUUGUGCACAACAUCUGAGAGAAAUAUGUUUUUUGUGCAUAUGGAACAUUUCUGGUAUUUUUUAUUUCAGCUCGUGAAACAUGAGACCAACACUUAAUAUGUUGCGUUAAUGUUUUUGUUCAGUGUAUGUUUGCAUAUAAUGACAAUAAAUUCAAAAAACUAUACUGGUA